AUGGACGAGCAGUACAUACCGCCUCCACUGGAGUACAAAUAUUCCGUGGGACUGAGAAACGAAUUGGGGACCAGCGAGCGGCUUAGUGGACUUGCGAUUGCAGCAGAAGGCUCCGUAUCGGCUGCAGCCCCAUUCCGUCAGCACCAGGAGGAUACAAAUGCUACCGAGCCUGUCGAGGACCAGCGAAAGGCGUUGGAGGCACGUACUAAGCAGCGCAGGGUGAAACGAGCUUUGUUCUCAUACCUCGCCCUGCGAAGCGUGCCGAAAAGCCAGGAGUGCGUGCGUUCCUCAGUCGGAACGGCCGAGGGCGAACCGUCAUACUACGAUCUGUACCGAAAUACGAACAGAGAAGUCGCCAAUCCACAUGGCUUUGCAGACCAGCCAUCUAGUGACACCACAACAACGUAUGAGGCUCACGCUAACGAAUCCAUGGAGGGACACCAAUGGAGCGCGUCCGACAUGGGCUGCGCUUCAGUCAUCACCAUCCCAAGAGAGAAUGAUGCUGAACGUGACACACCCACUACAUGCCCUGUCGACAUUACUUCUCGUGAUGAAUGGAACGCAGUUGGAGAUGAUAGAAACAACACUCUCCCAUCUGAAACUGGCGUGAAUGCAGGCUGGAGACCCCCAUCCAGUGUGAUCCCAAUCCCGAACUCGUAUAUGCCCGCAGACAACCUCACAGAGGAUCCUACGGCAGAUGCAUGGUACUCGAUGCCGUGGACUACGGAGCCAUGCUCGUGGGAGACAUUGCCCGCAUCUUUCUGGGGUUGCACCUGGCCUCAAUCCGGUUAUCUGGCCGGGUCCGAGACCGACGGUUUCUUACAUCCAUCAAUUCCUGUAGAGCAGUCGGCAGGUUGGCCCUUUGGAAGUGAGGCUAAACAGCCUCAGUAUGCGACCAGAAGCGGGACCACGCCCUUCUGGGUAGAUCACUCACAGGAGCUGUUCCACUUGGGUCCCUCACCUGAUCUACCGGAGCCUAUUCCUUCGUCCGUCGCAGCCAGGUUGUCUUCUAUGCCACCAAAUAUCCCAAAUUUGCAUCGUGUGCAGCAGGCCGAAGAUGUCAGCUUGUCAUUCCUAACUGACAUCCCAAUGCAAUUGCCGUCAUGA
This is a messenger RNA of Aspergillus luchuensis, 1107 nucleotides long. RefSeq lists its product as uncharacterized. The coding region runs from base 1 to 1107 and encodes 368 amino acids. The transcript has 3 exons. The record is from RefSeq and is a predicted model, not a curated record. Lineage: Eukaryota; Fungi; Ascomycota; Eurotiomycetes; Eurotiales; Aspergillaceae.